GACAUGGCGUGGGUUAUUUUUACUCUGUUGUCUAAACAAAUCGGUGUUUAGUCGAUAAGUCCCGCCCCAAAAUGGUCACGUGGUCGUUUUAAAUGGCGGCUAAUCGGGGCAGUGUCACAUUCUGGGAAGUAUGAGGCAGCCUAAGUUUGGGAUGUUGAUAACGUUGAGAGGGGAUCACGUGGCUAAGUGGGUAAGACGCAAGCUCGCUAGCCUGGUGGUCGGGUGCUCAAUCCCUGCAUUGGCCGAGAAAGUUCAUCCAGAUUUUCCGGCGUGGUUCUCCCUUGUCAGUAAUGCAGGACGGAGGGGCUGACAGGGAAAGCUGUCUAGUCGUUCGGAUGGGACGAAAAACCGAGGUCCCGUGUACACAUUGGCGUGCACGUAAAAGAUCCCUUGGCAGUUGGAAUUCGAUAUUAGGCCGUAGUGCCGCUGUCCGGGCAAAAUUUCCCUCAUAGCACACUAUGGCGUAUGCCCGUCUUCAUUAGCCCAGCUUAGGAGCAGAACAGUAGGACGUUAAACUCCAUUUCAUUUCAUUUCGAUAACGUUGAGAGAAUACACUUCGAAUUGAUAACUUUAAGAGACUACUCUUCGAAACGUCGCCAAAAUAAAUAAAUAAGUAGCUGUUUUUCCAUAAUUAUGUGUUAUAGUUUAUUGCACGACCCAGUUACUAAAUGCCACUCAAAGAUUAUGGUCCACAGUAGAUCUUAGGCUGUCCCUUACAACAACUUUUUAGGUAAUCUUAAUUAUCAUAAAUUCUCACAAUUGCUAUUUGUCGCAAUAAGCAAAGCAAAGAACAAAUUUUUAAAGUAGACCAAAUGAUGACUGACAAGUUUUACAGAGUGAGCCGAGCCCAUAAAUCAUAUUAAAUACUGAUGUGACGUGAUCCUUUGAAGUUGCUAUUAAAUUAUUUCAAAUAUGGAUCAUACAUUAAAUUAAAUUAAACUAAAUGAAAUAUAUAUUGGUCUCGUGUGACGAUUUUCAUUGAAACACACUUGGGGAUAGUGUCUGUAUUUUGUUUAUGUAUAAUAUGCUUGGCCAGUCGACAAAAUCUAAUAAUCCUGUUAUAGUAAACCAUGUCUCUUUUUAAAUAUCGGCGUAAACUGAAAAAGGUAUUCCGUGCGAAGUAGCCAUAUUCUUGUAUCUAAAAAUUAACCUUCAUUCAAAAUGGAGGGAAAAUCGGGUAUUCCGAUUUUUGAACACCGCCCCUUCCCUUUUGUUUAGCCAAUCUCUAAUGGUUAUAAUUUUAAACAUAGACCAUAUGUUAUACAACGUAUGUUAUUAGUGCUUUUGUGAUCUUUUCUUGUGAAAAUGUCGAUGUUGUGGGACUGCGUUACUACUAAUCACCAACCGGUAAAACCCUUUCAAGAUAUAGACAGAAGAAAACUGAUUGACCGUAAAACUGUUGUCGGGAGAUUGCAAACAUUCGAGUGUUGGCCUCAUAAAAUGUCACCUCGCCCCUGGGACCUUGCUCAAGUUGGAUUUUAUUUUACACAUACAGGAGACAUUGUGGAGUGUUGUGAUUGUUUAAUGUCUAGGAAGGAUUGGAAAGAGACAGAACAGCCCAUAGUAGAACAUUAUAUUUUAAACAAAAGAUGCAUAUAUGUUCAAAAGUUUAGGACUCAUUUAUCUUCAGUACGAGGUUACUCUGUUGCAGAGCUUCCAUAUGGCAGUGUUCGAGAUAGAAAACGAUCUUUUAAAGAGAUUACUGAUAUUCGACAUAGUGCAGCCGAUUUAGCAAACGCCGGAUUUUACUAUUCUAAUAAAGACAGAUGCAUAAAAUGUUUUAGUUGUAAUAUAAAUGCUCAAGACAUGAUUCCAUGUGAUAUACCCGUAUGUGAACAUUAUAAACGUUCACCAACAUGUUCAUAUUUGCAACCGAUUCUUGAAAAAUUGACAGAAGCUUUGGAGGUGACAAGUAUUAAUGGUGUAGAUUCCGAUUGUUCGGACGAUGAAUCAAAUAACGGAGCUCAAGGAGCAACUCCAAAAUCACCAAAUAAAUUGAACAGUUUUCAUAAGGAAAUAGGUCGAAGUGACAGUUACGAAAUAUUAAAUAGCGCGAAAGUAGAGGCCGUUGUGGGUAUGGGUUACCCGAAACGUUUAGUUGAACAGGUAGUCUUGGAACACUUUUUUGAAACAAAUCAAGACUUUUCGUCGGCUGAAGACUUGUAUUUGGCAGUAAUGGACACAGAAUUUAAUGUCUCGGACAUUGAUGCGAUAUAUGGAACAUCUUUUAACGAAAGUACACGCAAAACUUCUUCAGAAACUAAUGUUCGCGUUUCACCUGAAAUUGAACAAACCUCGGUGAAAGAUGAGGUGGAAAACGUUUCUGUUCCUGAAAAUUUGAUUGAUCGUGGUAAUACUGAGCAAAGUGUUGCGAUGAUUAACAACCAAGACAAUGACCAUAAUAGGUCGACAUAUCAAACAUUAGACAGUAAUAAACAAGUAUCGUGUAUAAUUUGUGAAGAUAAUGAAGUACAAAUUACUUUUCAACCGUGUGGCCAUUUAGGGACGUGUUAUUCGUGUUCGACGAAGAUUCACGAAUGUCCAUUCUGUAGAACUCACAUAAGAGAUCGUAUAAAGACAUUCCUUGUAUUAUGAACUGAAAGCAGCGCUCCCAUAUUUAUACCUACAUACGAUUGUUUAAUGUCUGUCACAUUAAAAUGCGUUCAUAAUUUAUAUUUAUGCUCAUUGAAUUUUAAUGAAUACGUUUAUACAUGUAUUUCAAUGACAGUCGUUCCCUGUAGUGUUUUCUUUUAUAGUCGUUGUUGUAAUUUGAUCAGUAUCGGUCGGCUUCCACCGUGUUAUAUACAUGUAAUAUAUGAAUUUCAAAUUGUUUACGACCUGAUUAUUAUACUGUAUAACCUGAAUCAUAUUCUAAAUAUAUGGCUUACUGAAUUUUUUACUAUCAGAUUAUAUCAGGUAGUUGUAAAUACAGUUAAAAGGCGACCCCAUUUUGCACAUGGCAAACCUCAUCAAGGCCGUAAAGUAUGUGAUAACCGCGAUAUAAUAAUAU
This is a messenger RNA of Patella vulgata (common limpet), 3010 nucleotides long. Its product is annotated as baculoviral IAP repeat-containing protein 3. Gene Ontology annotation, biological process: regulation of cell cycle. The transcript has a single exon. Bases 1306 to 2595 code for a protein of 429 amino acids. NCBI's taxonomy places the organism in Eukaryota, Metazoa, Mollusca, Gastropoda, Patellidae. Gene Ontology annotation, cellular component: spindle microtubule; cytoplasm; nucleus. The record is from RefSeq and is a predicted model, not a curated record.